Messenger RNA from Vespa mandarinia (Asian giant hornet), 4311 nucleotides. RefSeq lists its product as uncharacterized. Gene Ontology annotation, molecular function: protein binding. The record is from RefSeq and is a predicted model, not a curated record. Lineage: Eukaryota; Metazoa; Arthropoda; Insecta; Hymenoptera; Vespidae.
GGCUCCCUCCUGCCGAUGAGUCGUACAACGUUUGCUAGAUCGUGUGAACGCAGUUGUUUCGUCAGCGACGAUGCAGCUUAGUGGACCGUGAUAUUUUCAGAAAUUUCAUAGUCAGAUCGUCGGAACGUAAUUCUCGAGCAACGUCUUACAGGUUAGGUUGCUCUAUUUCCUGAGUCAAAAUGGAAUCAAUGGACGCGCGCCUUGUUGCGCAGGCAUUAAACUACCAUGGUCAGCAGUUGCAGAAAGUGUGGGAAGGAGAACGCAACGAGAAUGAGUUGGCUAUGCUCAAUCUCAAGGAACCCAAUUUUGAAAUUUAUCAACAGAGACAGAAAACACUUAGCUUCGGAGAUAGAGGAAAAAGACUGAAGCUUCAGCAAUUCCUCGCUAAGAAAGCAGAUGCUCUUUAUGAUAAAGCAAAUCUUGAGAAGACUAUAGAGCCUAUUAAGCAAGAAUUAGGAGAUGAAGAGUUUUAUGCAACAAUGCCAGGACUCGAUACUUUUGUCACUAUGGAAAAGUCUCAACGUAUCAGAAACUUCUUGGAAAGUUUAGUUGUCGGAGAUGUAAUUUAUGCACAAGUGAUGAGUAAAAGUGCUCCUGGUCUUCUUCUGAAGGUUCUUUGCAACUGCUCUGAUUGUCCUAGAGUUGUUACUGAGUUAGGAGUAAAGGUUCUAAUAUUGAAUACGGCCACUGUGCCGGCGGUGGACAAGAAAGGUGUUACAAGAGGCUACAUGGCAAAUGAUCUCGUCUGCGUCGUAGUCAGUGAAGUUAACGUUGAGGCGGAACGAGUCGUUGCAGUAAUGAACAUGCCUGCCCGCGAGGGCCAAGCCCCACAUCCACCUAUGGGUCUUAUUCAUUCUGAUGAUCUUCCAGAAGCUUAUAAGAAAGCUGUGGACAACAAAGGUCAGAGUUAUGAAACGCUCUUGGAGAAUAGUACUGGCUUCAACAACCCAAACAACAUAAAAUAUCUUUGUGACUUGAUGGGUCUAGGGCAAGAAAAUCAUUCUAACAUGGUUGGCCUAAGAGAACGUUUUCCUCCCAAUGAAUAUGCAUCAGAAUUGAGACAGGCACAAGCAAGCAAGUGGGCAUUCCGAAGUGUUGCCGAAGGAAUAGAUCACUUCAAAGCUGGCCGCCAUUCUGAAGCCUUUCAGUGUCUUAAUAAAGCACUAUCAGUUGACCCAAGAAAUGUUGAAGGCUUAGUUGCUAGAGGAGCAUUAUACGCGAACAGCGGUAGUUUCAAGAAAGCGAUCGACGAUUUUGAAACUGCUUUGAAACUGAAUCAAACUCAUGCGAAUGCUCGUAAAUACAUGGCCGAAACUCUGGUAGCACUUGGACGCAGUUACGAAGACGAAAAGAAAUAUGAUGAAGCUCAGAAAGCUUAUGAAAAUUGCUUAGCUAUAGCACCAUAUCAUGAAGAGGCACGAAAUUCUAUCGAAUAUAUCAAGUCAAAGACUAACGUCUUCUUGAAUCCCCUUGAUACGUUUAAAAGUUUCGAAACUGAAAACGACGUUGGCGACAAUAAAAAGGAGAAAAAGAAACGUAAGAAGGAAAGAAAAUCUCGAUCAAAAAAAAGACAAAGAUGGAGCUCCAGUUCUAGUUCGUCGUCGAGUGGAUCAUCGAGUACAUCUAGUUCGGAUUCGAGCAGUUCCUCGUCUUCUGGGAGUUCGCGAUCUGCAUCUCGUUCGCCAAGCAGAAAACGGAAACAUAAGAAAGAUCAUCGUGGAUCACUUUCGCCUCUUAGCAAGCGAAUGGCUCAAUACAACAAUCCUCCGGCUGCUACAACCGCCGCUCAUGAUGUAAUUGCACCAGUUUCUUAUAAUGCUAAUACUCGAGAAAAGAUGGAUGAUUAUGAAAUUAAAGUGCGCAAGUUUUUGGAACAAACCAAGGAUGAUUCAGAUUACGAAGAUAAGGUAAGGAAGUUCUUGGAAGAAACUGCAAGAUGGAAGAGAGAAAGGGAAAAGGAAAAGAAGCAUUCGGAAAGUGAAAAAAUGAAGAAAAAGAAGAAAAAGGAGAAGAAAGGAAAGGAUAAGGAGAAGGAGGAUAAGAAGAGUAGAAAGAAGAAGAAGAAAGAGGAACGAAAGAAGCGUAAAAAUAAGGAUAAACUUGAAAGAGAUUUGGAGGCAUUGAAAAAGUCGUCUUUACCAGAUUUGGAACAACUCGAAUCGAAACUAAAUGCUUAUUAUGCGAAAGUUGAAAAAGAAACAGCUGUCCUAAAAAGGUAUGUAGCACAGUAUAAUGACAUACCUUCCCCUCUUAGCAACGCGGAGAAGCUCGCGGAGAGCUCACGCAGGGAGGAGGAACUACGUAGAGAGAGGGAAAGGGAGAGAGAUGAGGCAUCAAAAGCGUAUCAUGAACGAGAACCCAGAAUACCUAUGACCGCUCAGCAGCGUAAAGAAAUUCAGAGGAAGCCUUUAACGGACAUUUUUGAACAAGAGUCACAGUUAAUUCAUCCUGAACCUAAAGUACCUACUUUAGAUACAGCUGCGUUAAAUGCUAAAUGGAAGGCUGCUCAAGCGGCUAGUGACGAAGACGAUGACAACGAGUUAGAGGAGAAACUGCAGCGAGCAGCGUUAGAAAAGUCAUUGAAUAUUCGUAAACAGAUGCAACGAGAAUUGGCGGAGAAGAGAGCAGCAGCUGCCCAACCGAUGUCUGCCCCUACACCACCGCCACCAUUACCUAAGGAACCUCCGAUACCGAAACAAGCACCAGUGAAAUAUCCUACUCCGCAACCGCAGAACAAGUUUCAAUCUUACAAGGACCCUACUAUAUCAGUACCUCAAGGUACACCGAAUAAGUUCAGCUCCGGCAGCAAUCUCGGUGGUAAAUUCCAACCGAUCGGUCAAUGUCCUGGAAGUGGAGGUGGCCAUCCACCGGAACCUCCGCGUCCACCGCCACCAGCAAAGAAUCAGAAUCAGGCUAAAGGGCCAAGAACGGAUUCCGAUAGUGAGACUGAUCGACAGCACAGACAGACGCCUAAGAAACGCGAAUCAAGUGGUAGAGGAGGUGGUACGGUUUCCAAGAGAAUGAGCAGAGACAGACCAGGAAAACGUUCUCGUAGUAGAUCUCGCAGUGCAUCCAGUUCUGGUUCCUCGAGAUCUCGAUCUCCAAGGCGAACACGUUCGCGUUCUUAUUCCAACAGAAGAUCCGGCAGUUACGAAAGAAAAUACAGCCGUUCGCCGUCCGGUACAUAUAGUCGAUCAAGGUCAAGAUCACGAUCAAGAUCUUAUACUAGGAGUCGUAGUCGCAGUAGGUCCGGCGACAGAGGCUAUUAUCGCAAGAGACAGUUUCGUUUGUACAAUAAUCGUGGGACUUAUUACAAGCCACGCUUUCAAGGCUUUAACAAUCCUAAUCAUCGUGGCGGUGGCAAUAACUUCCAAAACAGAAAUCGAUUCUACAAUAAUCAACACAACAAUCGUUUCGGCAAUAGACGUGGCGGUGGAUUCAACAAUCGCGGCGGUGGACGUGGACGUGGUGGCAACCGUGGUGGUAGAUUUUUCCACGGUAAGCAGGGCUUCCGCGAUUUCAGGGACAGGCGAGACUUUAGAGAUCGUCGGGCAGUAUCACGCGAUAGAUAUAGCGAUCGCAGUUAUUCACCCGAUCCAAUGAGAAAAGUUGACGAAGCCAAAGAGAAAAUCAACAAGAUGCUCGAAGGCGGUGACGACGUAAUGGAUCAUCAGCAAGGUGCCGGAGGAUCAAGCGUUCCUCCCAAUAAGAGACAAGAUGGACCUCUGAGCGAGGGCGAAGAACGCGAUGAUGAUGACUACGAGAGGUGGGGAGAGGGAGAGGGGGGCGACGCGGCUAACAAGAGCGAGGAAGUUGGAGCUGUCGACGAUAACCUGGAAGGCAAGGAGUACUUCAUUGAACGCAUGAAGCAGCGAAGCAAGAAUGUAUUAAUGCAGAGAGCCCUUGCAGCUAAGAUUUGGUAGAUAUGCGUGCCGUUGCCGACGCUGUUUCUUCUCUUCUCCUUCGUCUGUGAUAUUCUCUAUUUCCUCACGUUGGCUGUGCCUAGUCACCAGCGAUCGACCAAUUCACGUGAGAUAAUCUUUUAUAAUUUUUCGUACCGAUAACGUGCGGUACAUAUACAUAAAUAUUAUCAGAUAAUAAAUAUCACGGACGUUAAUUAUUGAAAUUAUUAACUGGCGGCCAUUAUGAUCGUUAAGAAUCCUUUUAUCUUAAUUACCAACGAACUCUUUCUCGUUCGUCCUUUUUUGCGGAUAUAUCAUUAAAUGUAUAAUAUCGAGACGAUCGUGUAUAGUUUAUUAUUAUAUAUCUACGUUUCAUCCGUAUUCGUAAAUAAAAUCGUACGAGACAUUC